This is a messenger RNA of Pipistrellus kuhlii (Kuhl's pipistrelle), 1849 nucleotides long. It is a transcript of the gene MORF4L1, whose product is annotated as mortality factor 4 like 1. The record is from RefSeq and is a predicted model, not a curated record. Bases 158 to 1246 code for a protein of 362 amino acids. Gene Ontology annotation, biological process: regulation of DNA-templated transcription; chromatin organization. The transcript has 13 exons. Gene Ontology annotation, cellular component: nucleus; NuA4 histone acetyltransferase complex. Lineage: Eukaryota; Metazoa; Chordata; Mammalia; Chiroptera; Vespertilionidae.
UGUUCGGGCGCCGGCAAAUCGCGCCGCCCGGGAUGUAGAGCGGGCGCUGCCGUCGGCGUCUGACGCGCAGCUGGGUGGGGUGGCGAGUGGGGGGCGGUCGUCGGGGUGGUGGUGGGAGAAGGAGGCGGCGGCGGCGGCGGCGGCGAAUCCCUCAUAAAUGGCGCCGAAGCAGGACCCGAAGCCUAAGUUCCAGGAGGGUGAACGAGUGCUGUGCUUCCACGGGCCCCUUCUCUAUGAAGCCAAGUGUGUGAAGGUUGCCAUAAAGGACAAACAAGUGAAAUACUUUAUACAUUACAGCGGUUGGAAUAAAAAAGGUGCCGGGCGGCCCAGGCGCUCUGAACGCGCGGGGAAGACACGUGAGGAUAUUGUAGCCCCUUUUCCUGUUGCUGAAGGAGCUCCCUCAGUACACCACCCCCUCCUGACCUCUAGUUGGGAUGAGUGGGUCCCGGAGAGCAGGGUGCUCAAGUACGUGGACACCAACCUGCAGAAGCAGCGGGAACUGCAGAAGGCCAAUCAGGAGCAGUAUGCAGAGGGCAAGAUGAGAGGGGCGGCCCCAGGGAAGAAGACGGCGGGACUGCAGCAGAAGAGCGUGGAAGUGAAAACAAAGAAGAACAAACAGAAAACCCCUGGGAAUGGAGACGGUGGCAGCACCAGCGAGACCCCUCAGCCUCCUCGCAAGAAGAGGGCGCGAGUGGAUCCGACUGUGGAAAACGAGGAGACGUUCAUGAACAGAGUGGAAGUCAAAGUGAAGAUUCCCGAGGAGCUGAAGCCCUGGCUGGUGGACGAUUGGGACCUCAUCACCCGCCAGAAGCAGCUCUUUUAUCUUCCCGCGAAGAAGAAUGUGGAUUCCAUCCUGGAGGAUUACGCAAAUUACAAGAAAUCUCGCGGGAACACGGAUAACAAGGAGUACGCGGUGAACGAGGUGGUGGCCGGCAUCAAGGAGUACUUCAACGUCAUGCUGGGCACGCAGCUGCUCUACAAGUUCGAGCGGCCGCAGUACGCCGAGAUCCUGGCGGACCACCCCGACGCGCCCAUGUCCCACGUGUACGGCGCGCCGCACCUGCUGAGGCUGUUCGUCCGCAUCGGCGCCAUGCUGGCCUACACGCCGCUGGACGAGAAGAGCCUGGCCCUGCUGCUGAGCUACCUGCACGACUUCCUCAAGUACCUGGCGAAGAACUCGGCGGCUUUGUUCAGCGCCAGUGACUACGAGGUGGCGCCCCCCGAGUACCACCGGAAGGCCGUGUGAGCCCGCGGGUCCGGCCGCCUCCGUCCUCGUCCUGUACAGACGCCGUCCUCCGCAAACGUUAGUGUACCAGAGUCCAUGUUGUUUUCUGUUGGAUUUUAACAGAGAAAUAAAAGGGGUUCCAGCUCCUUUUUCCUUUUCCUUCUCUCUCUUUCAUUUGGAAGUCGCUGCCAGUGUGCGGACGGACAACAGAGACGCGCUCUCUGGUCUUCUGUGCCUAGCGCCGAAGCUGCUCUCACGCUGGUGGUCCUCCUUUGACACUACGCACUUUCCUAAGACGUGUGAUGCUCUGACAGACGCUGACCCCUAGUGCCAAAGGUUCUCGUGUACAUAGCGCCCGCCCUCUGUCCGUGCUCCUUUUUUUUACGGUGCUGACAUAACGCGCUUCUCCGCAGCCGCCCGGCCCCGGCCCCGGCCCCGGCCCGGCCCCGGCCCCGCGGGCUCCGACGGCCGAGGACGGUGACUUGUUCCGGUUUUGUAUUUGUGUCUCAUGCACGUUCUCCCACCAUAGACGCGACGCCUCCUGUAGCCGCGGUUUUCUGGAAACGCCAAUCUUUUAGGAAUUGUUUUUCAGAUCUCCAAUAAAUCUUUUCUUCAAAUUUCAAA